Molecule: messenger RNA, 702 nt
Organism: Cherax quadricarinatus
Lineage: Eukaryota; Metazoa; Arthropoda; Malacostraca; Decapoda; Parastacidae
Source: RefSeq, a predicted model, not a curated record
UUCUGUUACAGGUCCCUAAGGUGUACUAUUAAAAAUAAGUUUAGCCAAGUGAAUUUCAUAGGCAAGUGCAUUCCGACCUUCAGUGAAUUCGUGGACUACCUGAUAGACGAGGCCGACAACAACAGACCGUUCAAUGAGCACUGGGCUCCUUACUACACGUUCUGCUCCACUUGUCAGCUUCACUUCGACUACAUUCUGCACUUCGAGACUCUGUCUCAGGACGAGGCUUUUCUGCUGCAGGCUGUGCCAGGGCUGUCGGAGGUGCUGAGUCCGCAGAAGCUACACAAUUCCAACACUAACUACGAGGAGCUCAUUAAAGACUACUUCAGCCAGCUCACGCUCAACCAGCUUCACAGUCUCUUGCGCAUUUAUGGACGUGACUUUCUCUUUUUCGGAUAUAGUGAACAGAAGUACUUUAAAUACGCAAAAUCAUAGAUUAAAAAAAUGAGAAAAAUGCCUUCUUCUAUUUCUCUAGAUGCAUAAAACUUAAAAAGUUCCCCCACUAACGUUUUACACAUAUUCCAUAUCCAUCAGCUGCCUCAUACUUACUAGAAAAAAGUUCUAAUUCUUUCAGUGCAUGAUCAAAAAUGGAAACAAUUUAUGUACUAAAAAAAGGCAUAUUCUCGACCUCUGUACAACGUUAUCAAGUAAUUGUUAAUGAUACAGACAGGUGUCAGAGACCUAAUUACAGAGAACCGCUCA